AUGACGGUUGGUAAACUUAUUAGUUGUAUGAUUAGUUACACUAAAGUUUGCAUUUGUAUCUCAUUGAGCUGAAUAAAUUGCACCUCGACAUUUCAGUCAUUGAAUAUUAGGAAUAAGCGGGGAUGUAGGAAUACAAUUGUUGAUUGCAGAUUGUGUAAACAGGGAUAUCGUAAUGACAUUACUAUCAAUUAUGGAUCCGGAAGGAGCAAAAUCUAGGAAAGGUCGACGACUGAAGCGCAGAGUUUAUGUAAACAAGGGUCCAAAUUAUGUUUGGCAUACAGAUGGCUAUGACAAGAUUAGUUCUAUUGGGAUUUACAUACACGGUUGUAUUGAUGGGUAUUCCAGAAAGAUCUUGUGGAUGAAGAUCUCCCCCACAAACAAGGAUCCAAGUGUUGUUGCUAAAUAUUGUCUUGAUGUUGUUAGAGAUAUUGGAGGAUGCCCUAGAGUGCUUAGAUCAGAUCAUGGCACUGAGAAUUGUCAUCUAGCUACUGCACAAAUUACUUUUCGCUUCUAUGGUACUGAUGCUUUACCUGCUAACGGAAGCUUUCGUUAUGGAAAUCUACUACAAACACAGUAUUUGGAGCAAGUGUUUAGAAUAACUGCUAAUGUUUCUGUUUGAUAUCUGUGUAUGAAGAGAAUAGAAGGAUUAUGGUCCCAGCUGCGAACGCAAAUGACUGACAAGUGGAUACUAUUGUUUCAGCAACUGUCGGAAGAAGGUUGGAUAUACUCAAAUGAUAACACAAAAAUGACAUGUUUUUGGUUUGUGUUCACUCAAGCUAUGGAGGCAGAGUUAGACUAUUUUACUCAUUGGUGGCAUACGCAUCACAUGCAAAAAAACACACACAGCUAGCUGUCCUGGUGGAGUACCAGAAG
This is a messenger RNA of Corticium candelabrum, 873 nucleotides long. RefSeq lists its product as uncharacterized. Gene Ontology annotation, molecular function: nucleic acid binding. Bases 173 to 619 code for a protein of 148 amino acids. The transcript has 6 exons. The record is from RefSeq and is a predicted model, not a curated record. Gene Ontology annotation, biological process: DNA integration. NCBI's taxonomy places the organism in Eukaryota, Metazoa, Porifera, Homoscleromorpha, Homosclerophorida, Plakinidae.